This is a messenger RNA of Chironomus riparius, 2919 nucleotides long. Lineage: Eukaryota; Metazoa; Arthropoda; Insecta; Diptera; Chironomidae. The record is from the annotation of a GenBank genome assembly.
AGUCACGGAACUAGUGAAUGAAGAUAUUAUUGUUAUGAAAUGACUAUUAAUCAGUGUAAUUUGACGAGUGCAUCAUUAUCGCCUUUUAAUUUUUCUCUUAAAUGAACAAAUUUUUUCUUCUCGGAUUAGUAACAAAUUGUCGGUUCGGUGCAAAAUAAACAAAAAGCAGCUUUUAAGAGAAGAAAAGUGACUUUUUCAUUGCGCGCGAAAAGAUAUUAGAGUGAUUUGGAAUGUUUCAAGUGUCUAAUGAGUGUCAAUAAGUUCAAAAUUGCGUGAUUUUAAUGUAAAAAAGAAAAUUGAGGGAGAUAGAUGAAAACUUAUAAUUGCGACAAGGAUAUCUGCGGAAAAACACAGUGAAAUGAACCAUAUUGGCGCGAAAACAGAAGCUGCUCAAACUGCUUGGGAUCAAUUGGCACAAACUCAAAACUAUGAACAUCCAAUACGUCAGCAACAACAGACACAAACAUUAACAGCUCCGUCAAGUGCACAAAAGCUGCCAAUCGUUGCUGUAAACAAUCAAACGCAACCGCCUAUCAGUCAAAUACAACAACAACCAUCAUUACCACCAACUCCGCAACAACAACAACCAGAAUACGGAGAUGAAUUACAUCCAGAACUGGUGCGACAAGGAUGGAAGAAAUUUUGGUCAAAGAGAGAAAAUCGUCCGUACUAUUGGAAUAAGAUAACAAAUGAAUCGCUAUGGGAAACGCCAGUUUUAAAUCGUCAAUUUGAUCCGUUAACGGAUCCAUUAGGGAUUUGCAGUACAACAUCAACGUCUGGUCCAAAUAGUCCUCAUUCUCCACUUCCUGGACCUUCCAGACCGCCAUAUAAGCCACCGUUAAAAAGAAAUUUAAGUCAUCCACAUCAAGCUUCGGUACCAAUGAAGAAAUUUGUUUUGGCUGGUCCAUGGGAUUUAGAAGUGCAAUCAAGUGUGUAUAUUUACAAUAGACCACCAUCACAUUUAUUACAUCCACACCCGGAAAUUGAGUACAUGAGAGGAGUUGCUGCACAAAAGCUCUUUCAAACAUUUGAGAACUUAUGUCAACAACGGGAAUCGAUAAAAGCGCCAAGAGGCUCAUUUAAUCGAUGGUUGAUGGAGAGAAAAGUCAUUGAUAAAGGACUCGAUCCAAUCUUACCGAGUUCUUGUCUACCAGAAGUCUCUCCGUCAAUGUAUAGAGAAAUUAUUCAAGAUAUUCCCAUUAGAAUUGUGAAACCAAAGUAUACCAGUGAUGCUCGAAAGCAGCUCUCACGUUAUGCUGAAGCUGCUGUUCAUAUUAUCGAGAAUCGUUUGGCACCUGCUGAAAGCAAAAAGAUUGUUAAAUGGAAUGCAGAGGAAACUUUUGAGUGGUUGAGGCGAACUGUCGGAGCUUCAUAUGAAGAUUUUCAGGAUCGAUUGGAGCAUUUGAGGAGGCAGUGUGAGCCACAUUUGGUAGAAACAGUCAAGAGUAGUGUAGAAGCAUUAUGUAGUAAAAUUUAUCAUCUCUCUGUCGAGCAUGUUAAGAAAAUAAGAGAAAGGCAUGUGCAGUUGCUUAAAGACAAUGGUCUGCAUGAUCCAACUCCUCCACUUCCGCCUAGUCUUAGAAAAGAGGAAAUUUGCUCUCCUAUUCAGUUUGCUUUGCCGCCAAUUCGUUUACCUGUUGUCGACUAUCAAUUUGAACGUGAUCAUAUCAACGUUAAAUACACACAUCCAUCUUCACAGCAGCCCGAUACUCACACUAUUAACAUGACGCAUUUACAGAAAUUAGAACAACUUUAUCGAUAUAAUUGUGAUGAUAACUUCUCAUUAUUCAUUCCACGGUUGUAUUGCAUGUUAAAGAGAUAUUCGACUUUCUUGGGAAAUUAUACGCCUGUACAGCAAGAAUCUGAAAUGACACAAGCCGCAAUUCCUGCGUCCGUUUUUAAUUGCUUGAAUGUCCAUUUUGGAGUUACGUUUGAAUGUUUUGCGAGUCCUUUAAAUUGUUAUUUUCGUCAAUAUUGCUCUGCUUUUGGUGAUACUGAUUCUUAUUUUGGAUCUCGAGGGCCAUUUUUGGAUUUCUAUCCAACAAAGGGCUCUUUUCAGGCGAAUCCGCCGUUUUGUGAGGAGCUGAUUGACGCAACGUUGCAGCAUAUUGAUCGAUUGCUAUCUGAUUCCAAUUAUCCAUUGAGCUUCAUUGUUUUUCUACCUGAAUUUAAGGAUAAGCCAUUAAAAUGUAUGUCACGAAUAGAAGAUAGUGCUUAUAAACGAAAAUUACUAGUAGUACCUGCAAUGGAACAUGAAUAUCGUCACGGAUAUCAGCAUGUUCUCCAAAAAACUGAAGUUAAUGUAAAAAGUACCAAUUCAACACUAGUGUGCUGGCUUCAAAAUGAACAGGGAUAUCAAUUGUACAAACCAACCGAUACAGCAAUAGACGCAUUUUUAGAAUCUUAUAGACCUGGAAAGGAUAAGAAUAUCGAAGCGACUGUCGCAGAAAGCACUGUGACAACAACAAGUAGCAUCGCUGAAACUAAUAAUAAAUCAUAAUUUUAUUUUAUUUUAACGAAGGAAAAAAUGAUAAAAAUUGAGUGAAAUUAAUGCAGCCAUUUGAAACAACAGUAAGUCACAUUUUGUUUUUGCCAUAGUGAGAAUACCACAAGUUCUUUUAAGAUGAGAUGCAUAUAUUACAAAACAAAAAAAAGUUUAUAUUUUAAAACCUAUCGUGUAAGCAACAGUUGAUUGAUUUUACUAGACAUUCUGUUCACAAAGUUUUGUGUGAUUUAUUCAACUUCAUGUCUUGUCACGAGACCAAUUAAACAAAGGAUAUAUUUAAUAAUUUUCACACAAUUUUAAUAAUGAGGAUAAAGAUUAGCAUGAUAGGCAGGCGAGAAGUUAAAAAUUUCUUUAAGAAAGUGCAAAUAUUUAAAUGUCAAAAUGUUGGUUUUUUUGAAUGGCGUAAAGGAUAU